AACGAGUUGGGCAUCAUAGGAUAUUUAUCAUGAAGCUGACUUAAUAUAUGUCCGAUAUUAUAUAUGCAAGAGUUUUAUCAGUAUGUACUCCUAGCUGCUUUUUUAUUGCAAUAGGCUCAUACCAAAAUCUUUUAAAUGCAAUUAAAAACAUUAAUUAUAUUGAUGCGUUUUGUUGUGAGCAAAACCAGAAAUAUAUUAUUAAUGAAAAGCAUAACAUUAAUCAAAUUUUGAAAGGAAAUAUAAUAUUUGCAUUUAAUAAAAAUUUUCAAAAAUGGGGUAGAUGUAUUGUUAUUGAUAUAAAAAAAAGACUCACUAAAUCUCAAUCUUUGAUUACCUUAUUAUACAUUGAUUAUGGGAAUAUUGAUAAUGUUUUAUAUUCUCAAAUUAUGCUGAUUUCUAUCCUGAAAGAAUUAACUAAUGAAGAAAUUUUAAAUAAAAUAAUUGAAUAUCCUAUCAAUAUAUAUCCUGCUUCCUUGUUUGGUGUUACCCCAAAUAAUAAGCAUUGGUCAAACGAGUCAAUUGAUAAAUUUACUUAUCUAAUUAUAGAAAAUUGUAAUAUUUUUAUUUUUGAGCUUAUUUCAUCAAUUAUGUCAUCUAAUUUAUGCUGUUUAUCUGUUAAAUUAAAAUAUAUUAAAUUUAAUAUCUUUGAAUAUGUUAAUGAUGCUCUUAAAAUGAAAGAAUCUUUAGAGUGUGAAAAUGAAUAUAAUAAAUUAAUUUAUCAACCCAAUAAUAAAAUCACAUUUAAGAAUUUCAAAAACAAUAUUUUAUUAAAUCCUUUAACAGUUGAAACUGAAGAAGCAAUUCACCCUCAAUUAAAUAAAUCAAAGAUUAUAUCAAAUAAUAUAGAAAUGGAUUCUAGACUUGUGUAUAAUAAUGAUACUUUAUUUCCAUUUGACACUAUCUUUCAAAAAUUUUGUGAUAUACCCAGUCUUCCAAAACCAAUUAUAUUCUUGCAUAUGUACCCAUUUAUAUCAAAAUAUAUUAUUAAAGAUUUUAGUUUCUCUCUAAAACCGGGUACCGUUGGAAUUAAACAAGUCAAAUCCAAACCUGAGUUAUGCUGGGGAAAACUAUCUGCCAUAGGUUGUCUACCUCAUCUACAAGCACUUACUUCUAAUAUAUGUGACCUUAUUGUGGAGGAUUGUUCGCCUAGAGAACAUGAUUAUUCAACGACGCAUUGCGAUAGAAUGGUCGGGACUUCGAACAACAUAAAAAUUUCGUAUACUCGAGAACAACUUUUCCAAUUUAAUAGUCAGAAUAAUCUCGAUAGCUCCACACUUGAAAAACUCUUCAAACUCCGCAUAUUAAGAGGCGGAAUGAUUAAAACAUAUCCUUGCUAUUCACAAUUCCUACCAACGCCCUUAAACACUCACAACAAAAAUUCACACAUUAACAUUUUACAUAAUGACAACAGGGUGGAUAAUUCUCGUUCACACCUUAAGAAAAACGGAAUUUCAGGGCAAGAAAUCUUUACUAUUAUUGAUAAUGAAGGAAUCUUGCAUAAAACACAUGAAAAAUACAAGGAAAAUGAGAAGGAUACAAUGAUAAAUGUGCCUUUAGAAACUGGCAAAUUUAUUUACGAUCAACUCUGUUUAGAUUUGAAUGACGAGCAAGAUCCCGAUCGCAAUACCAUAAGAAUUCUUUCUUCAAAGCUCUCACGACAAAAACAAACUAUAUCCCAAAAAUAUUCACCCACAUCUGUUCACAAAAAGUCUAAUAACAUUCAUCUAACCCCUUUAAAAGAUUGCGAAAAAAUACUACCCUCAAAUUCCCGAUUCAUUUGUCCACUCGCUGCUAAAGAAUCCGGCAAAAAAAAAUCCCACCACAAGAAAUCUAGGGUGGGUUGGAAUUACCUCGCCAAGCUUUCCCGGCAUCUCACUUCAUCUCAAUCUUCCAUCUCUACCGAAUCCUCCUUAUCGACACUUUCUUUACCCGAUAAUGCAACCAAAAAUAAGAACCGCCUAUCCAGAGCAAUGCAGUUUAAAAAUUUCAAUGAUUCGCCGGUAAUACCUUUUGUAAAUUAUUUAAUUCCCAAACGUAUGAUCAAUCAUCCGCUCUUGGAUAGACGCACCAAGAGGAUCAGCGAUAAGAUACUUAACAGUCCCGAAUUAUUUAAGGUGCCAAAGGUUAUAAAAUCUGACGAAAAUCAAUUACGCACUACACUAACGCCGCUUAAACCAUUAGUCAAAAAAAGCAACUCUUUUAUUGUAUGCGAUAAAUUGUGUCAACAAAAUAUCGUAACCAUCGUCAAUAACACAUCUACGAUAAAAACUCGAGCUAACCUUAUAAACCACAUAUUUCCCAGCCCUUCUAAAUGUAAGGUCGAUUAUAAUGCAACCGAUUUACAAAAUCAUUCAAAAGAAGCCUUUGGCAGGAAAAUUAAUCUAACCGAAAUAUUUGCCAUGCAGCCGUCAUCAUCUUAAAAAUAAUAUAGAAGUCUAGCCAAACUUAAAUUUUUAAAAAUAGAUAUUUUUAUAUUACAGGGUGUUCUUGGGGCAUUAAACUAUGGGUGAUUUUUAUUUAUUUAUUAUGCGCAUAUUUACUAGAUUUGUAAAUAUUACUUUAGAUGAAUCUUAUUUCAUCUUCAAAAAUGUGUAAUAAUUUGUCAUGCAUUAUAUUAUUUAUAUAUUUUUUUAUAAAAAAAACGAAAUUGG
Messenger RNA from Gordionus sp. m RMFG-2023, 2651 nucleotides. RefSeq lists its product as uncharacterized. Bases 48 to 2420 code for a protein of 790 amino acids. Lineage: Eukaryota; Metazoa; Nematomorpha; Gordioida; Chordodea; Parachordodidae. The transcript has 9 exons. The record is from RefSeq and is a predicted model, not a curated record.